Messenger RNA from Talpa occidentalis (Iberian mole), 924 nucleotides. RefSeq names its product olfactory receptor 5AC1-like. Gene Ontology annotation, biological process: sensory perception of smell; G protein-coupled receptor signaling pathway. Gene Ontology annotation, cellular component: membrane. The record is from RefSeq and is a predicted model, not a curated record. The coding region runs from base 1 to 924 and encodes 307 amino acids. Gene Ontology annotation, molecular function: odorant binding; G protein-coupled receptor activity; olfactory receptor activity. NCBI's taxonomy places the organism in Eukaryota, Metazoa, Chordata, Mammalia, Eulipotyphla, Talpidae. The transcript has a single exon.
AUGAUGGACAUAAACAAGACACAGGUGACUCAGUUUGUUCUCACAGGACUCACAGAUAGUCCUGGACUGCAGGUUCCUCUGUUCCUGGUGUUCUUGGGCAUCUACCUCAUCACCAUGGUGGGCAACCUUGGACUGAUUUUUCUCAUCUGGAAGGACCCCCAACUUCACACCCCCAUGUACUUCUUCCUUGGAAGUUUAGCUUUUGCAGAUGCUUGUUCUUCAUCAUCUGUGACUCCAAAAAUGCUAGUUAAUUUUUUAUCAAAGAAUCACAUAAUAUCACUUGCAGAGUGCAUCACCCAAUUUUAUUUUUUUGCCUCCAGUGCAAACACAGAAUGCUUCCUUUUGGUAGUGAUGGCCUAUGACCGCUAUGUGGCCAUAUGUAACCCCCUGCUUUAUCCAGCAGUAAUGUCUAAUAUUGUCAGUAUUCAAUUAUUAGGUGUUUCAUAUAUCAUUGGGUUUCUUCAUCCCAUGAUGCAUGUGGGUUUGUUAUUUAGAUUAACUUUCUGCAAGUCCAAUGUAAUACAUUAUUUCUAUUGUGAAGUUUUACAACUGUUUAAGAUUUCCUGUACUGACCCUACAAUUAACAUGCUCCUGAUUUUUAUAUUUUCAGUCUUUAUCCAGUCUUUCACCUUUGUGACUAUCAUCAUUUCUUAUUCUUAUGUCCUCUAUGCCAUCUUGAAAAAGAAGUCUGAAAAGGGCAGAAGCAAAGCUUUCUCCACUUGCAGUGCCCAUCUGCUGUCUGUCUCUUUGUUCUAUGGUACUCUCUUCAUCAUGUAUGUGCGUCCUGGGUCUGGACCAGCUGAAAAUCAGGAUAAAAUGUAUUCUCUAUUUUACACAAUCAUAAUCCCCCUACUAAAUCCUUUUAUUUAUAGUCUGAGGAACAAAGAAGUUAUAGGUGCCUUGAGAAGAAUAAUAAGUAAGUAA